This is a messenger RNA of Malaclemys terrapin pileata, 1980 nucleotides long. RefSeq names its product serpin family E member 2 (gene SERPINE2). The transcript has 9 exons. Lineage: Eukaryota; Metazoa; Chordata; Testudines; Emydidae. The record is from RefSeq and is a predicted model, not a curated record. Gene Ontology annotation, biological process: negative regulation of plasminogen activation; negative regulation of endopeptidase activity. Gene Ontology annotation, molecular function: serine-type endopeptidase inhibitor activity. Bases 125 to 1315 code for a protein of 396 amino acids.
AUCCCAAGCGCGGCAGCGGCGGUGCUCAGUUGCUGAGGGGAUUUAAAGGGAGCGGAGCCGUCGCGCCGGAGCCUGGUCUGCGCACACCGGGCACUCGCAGCAAGGUUAUUUUUGUUUAGAAAUCAUGAACUGGCACUUCCUUCUCCUUUUUACCGCCGUGACUUUAACAUCCGUGUGGUCCCAGUUCAAUCCUUUAUCUCUUGAGGAACUAGGCUCUGACAUUGGAAUCCAAGUUUUCAAUCAGAUAGUCAAAGCUAGACCUCAGGAGAAUAUUGUGGUUUCUCCACAUGGGAUUGCAUCUGUACUGGGAAUACUUCAGCUGGGUGCUGAUGGCAAGACAAAGAAGCAGCUGACAACUGUGAUGAGAUACAGCGUAAAUGGAGUUGGUAAAGUAUUAAAGAAGAUAAACAAGGCCAUAGUCUCAAAGAAGAAUAAAGACAUUGUGACAGUUGCUAAUGCAGUGUUUGCAAAGAGUGGCUUUAAAAUGGAAGUGCCUUUUGUUACAAGAAACAAAGAGGUGUUUCAGUGCAGUGUCAAGACUGUGGAUUUCGAGGACCAAAAUGCAGCAUGCAAUUCCAUUAACCAGUGGGUGAAAAAUGAAACAAGGGGUAUGAUUGAUAAUCUCUUAUCUCCAGACAUUAUUGAUGGUGAUUUGACCAGGCUAGUGCUGGUAAAUGCAGUGUAUUUCAAGGGUUUAUGGAAAUCACGUUUUCAACCUGAAAAUACGAAGAAACGCACAUUUAAUGGAGCUGAUGGGAAGACUUACCAAGUACCUAUGCUGGCCCAGUUGUCUCUGUUCCGCUGUGGCACAACAAGUACCCCAAAUGACUUGUGGUAUAACAUAAUUGAAUUGCCUUACCAUGGCGAAAGCAUCAGUAUGUUGAUUGCUCUGCCUACAGAAAGCACUACCCCUCUCUCUGCCAUCAUUCCUCACAUCAGCACAAAAACAAUACAGAGCUGGAUGACAACCAUGAUACAAAAGAGAGUGCAAGUUAUUUUACCCAAGUUCACAGCAGUAGCAGAAACAGAUUUAAAGGAGCCUCUGAAAGUACUUGGCAUUACAGAUAUGUUUGAACAGUCAAAGGCAAACUUUGCAAAAAUAACAAGAACGGAAAGCCUUCAUGUAUCUCAUAUUUUACAAAAAGCAAAAAUUGAAGUUAGUGAAGAUGGAACCAAAGCUUCUGCAGCAACAACUGCAAUUUUAAUAGCCAGGUCCUCCCCUCCUUGGUUUAUAGUAGACAGACCAUUUGUAUUUUUCAUCCGGCACAAUCCUACAGGUGCAGUCUUGUUUAUGGGACAAAUAAACAAACCUUGAGUAUGGAAAAGGUUUUCUUUAAGAAGCAAAGUAGAGACUCAUUUGAUACAUCCUUGCUAGUUCCGUUAAAUAUUUUUGUACACUACUCUUUCACUUCACUCAAGAACUAGUUUUUAGCCAGCUGUGACUAGAUUUUGAAAAAGGAGUCAAUGUAGUUCUGGUUUUAUGGGAAAAUACAAAUUGAAAACUACGAUACCUUUUCAAAAUGUCUAAAAGAUUCUUUGAAACUACUGAAUGGUUGCCUAUGCUAACAAACUUACUGAGCUUUUUCUGUCCUAAGAAUUGUAUGCAUAGCUUUUGUGGGAGGGUUUUAACAAGAGCAUGACUAAACAAACCAUUUCUGCUAGCAUUGAUUUUUUUUCUGUGGAAAAUGUCUUUGGGUUUGUAGAUGUCCCUUCAAUACUAUUUUUGCCCCUGAAUGGCUUGAUGAUUGGGUAUCUUUUGUGGAACUAGAUGAAAAGCUCUAGCAGUUUAUUUUAUAUAAUGCAUGUACCACUGAGGUAAAGUUUUAAAGAACUAAUGUCUUGAUAGAUAACACAGUUGCAUUGACGUCCUAUUUUACUGUAAUGUAAACUUGUCAUUGCUAGUAUUCACUUUGUAUUGGAUUUAAAUUUUAUAUUUGUUUUUUGUACAAAGGAAAAAAUAAAGUGCAUUAUGAACAGUCA